Molecule: messenger RNA, 2102 nt
Organism: Nezara viridula (southern green stink bug)
Lineage: Eukaryota; Metazoa; Arthropoda; Insecta; Hemiptera; Pentatomidae
Source: the annotation of a GenBank genome assembly
AUUUUAACAUUUUUAUUUUUAAAAUAUGCCAAUUUUUUUUAUAUAUCCUGUCCUAUAUACCGAAAACAGAUGAUUAUAGGUCGGCCAUAUCGCCUGGCUUUGCUGAUUUGUCGAAAUUGAAUGAGUUCUGUCAUUCUUAUCUUUAUGUGUGUAAAUUGUUUUUAAAAACUUAGUAAAGGUUAAAAUCUUACAAUCCAAGAUGCGGCGGCGUGAAGACAUGCAGGUGAAUGUGGCAGGGCUCCGACGUAACAUAAAAAAUCUAGCUCAUAAUUACUCUGACGCUCAGAUAAAAGUACGAGAAGCAACGAGCAAUGAUCCAUGGGGUCCUAGUAGUACGCUGAUGUCUGAAAUUGCCGACCUUACUUACAAUGUAGUCGCAUUCACAGAAAUAAUGCAAAUGAUAUGGAAACGCUUAAACGAUCAUGGUAGAAAUUGGAGACACGUUUAUAAAGCUCUAUUACUUUUAGAGUAUCUUAUUAAAACUGGUUCCGAAAAGGUUGGUCAGCAGUGUAAAGAAAAUAUCUUUGCUAUCCAAACUCUUCGGGAUUUCCAGUAUUCGGAUGAGGGUAAAGAUCAAGGACAUAAUGUACGAGAAAAAGCGAAACAGCUGGUGUCACUUUUAAAAGAUGAAGAAAGGUUGCGCAACGAGCGUGCACGAGCGCUUAAAGCUAAAGAACGGUUUGCUCAGACAGCCUCGGGAUUUGGCAGUGACACGACCUUGGAUGGUGCAUCACCUUCGAGUCCUACGUUUCAAACGAGAUCAGCUUGGAGCUCCAGUGAUGUCGAAACUCCUAGUAAAGUAGAUAUAAUGUGUGCCAGGCCGACAACAGCCGGUGAAGAAGAACUCCAAUUGCAAUUAGCUCUUGCGAUGUCGAGAGAAGAGGCAGAACAAGAAGAACAAAAAAGAAGAAGUGACGAUGUCCGUCUCCAGUUAGCCAUUUCUCAGAGUCAGAAUGAAUUCAAGCAGCACCAGCAAGAACCAGGCCAUAAAGACCCAGGCGGCAGCCACAUGCUAGAUCUUCUGGACGUAAACCUCGGACCCAUCGACAGUGGGCCUAUCCCUACCACGUCCGCCCCUGUUCCACUUCAGGACCCGUGGGGAAUGCCUAUCCCUCCAUCCCGACCUCAGACUCUGGAUCUCAGAUUGAAUAAUUGGAAUUCGGUUGAUCCCUGGAGUGUUUCGUCUUCGACAGCAACUAAUCCUUCCGUUGCUGAUCCUUGGUCACCCGCCCCCGCUGCUUCUGCGCCUCCUAAGCCAAUGAUAGAAGACCUGUUGGGUUUAAACUUAUACAGCACAAAUAUUUUUUCGAAUCACAUAACGAAUACAGACGAGGCUGCCUCCGUUGACCCGUGGAAAGCAGUGAAACCCCAAAACGACCCGUGGUCGCCUGCAACAGAACCCAGUCCUGCAUUGUCGUCACCAUUAAAUGACCUCGACGAGUUUGAUAUUAUAACUAAUAGAAAUAACAUCAACAAUAAUAAUAAAACUUGCAUUAGCCCUAAUCCUUUUGACAUGAGAGGCCUUGGAGAAAGCUUGAACGAUAGGAAUGGGUUAGGAUCUGCUAAAAGAAAAAGUCCUCAUGCGUUCUUAGGUGAGAAUUCUGGAUUAGUAAAUCUCGACAAUCUUGUUACUAAACCGACCCAGUCUCAACAAAGUCAACAGCAACCAUUACGACCAGUUGCUGCUAACCCCUUCUCACCGGUGGGUGCUCCGUUGCAGCCAGUCCGGAACACUCCUGCUUUCGCACCUCAGGCAAUAUCUCAACCUCUUGUACCUCAACCUAAUCCUUUCUUGUCAUAGGGGUGUUUCUGAUUGCGUCGAACCCAAAAAUUGUCAACUGUCUAAAAUUCUUUACAAUCAGCAAACUGUCCUCUUUUUUCAACUUAAUACUAUAGGCUAUUUUCCACAUGAGUGAAAGCAAUAAAAAAAAGCUAAAAAAAAAAAAGCAAAGUCUGGAAAACGAACUGUUUUCUUUGAUUACUCGCAACACGUAUUAUCAAUCUCUGUGCCUCGUAAUUUAAAUGUUUAAAUGUUAAAUACCUAAUGUUUGUGGCCCGUUUAUAAUUUGAGUUGUAUUAAUUAGCUCUUUUAGGAUGGUGCA